AUUCCUGUGGUCCCACAUUUACUUCCUGUCAUAUUACUCGUUAUCUAACUUACGGGCAGACUUGAUCUAUCGUCUAGUCCACGGACUCUGAGUACUAUCCCACGGGGGAAAGGACAAUACGGCUAUUGCAGAUAUUUUGCCAAGCUGCGCAAACUAGCGGUCAUGGCUUUCCAACCCACCCCUGCGGAUAUUUCUGUUGUCAUCACUACGCCUGGCACAGGCUCCAGCGCUGAGCCACGCUUCUUGACGGAGCGCCGAGUCACUCCAACAUGGACUGUCAUGCAGCUGAAGACGAAGCUCGAGACCAUGACUGGCGUUCCGCCCAGCUGCCAGCGUCUUCGCCUUAGGUCACCUGGGCGCCCAGAUCAGUGGGUCGAAGAUGACAAUAGUAUCAUCGGUGAUUGGGGGUUGAUGAGAGGCUGCGAAAUAGAGGUCCAUGAUUACCGCCCUCAGGCUUCGCGGCCUAAUUUCACAGACCUCUCGUCCGUCGAGAAGUAUGUAUUGCCGACAUCCACAUACGAAGCGCUCUCGAAUUCUGUUUUGGCGUGGAAAAAGAAUCAGAAGCUUGGCCGCUUCGAUCCCAAUGCUGCAAGACCCGAAGAAGCGAUGCGCAGCCAAGCUUUGAAAGACAUUGGAGAGGUUGGACAAAGAGGCAUUGUUGUUAACAAUCGAGCCAUUGUCCUUCCCUCCUCUCCGCCACAUGUUCGACGCGGCACAAUUCGCUAUGUUGGGCCAGUUCCGACAAUCCCCUUUCCUGGCGUGGACCUUGACCUAGUAGACUCCGCAGAUUUUCCAGUCUGGGUAGGAAUUGAGCUCGACGAGCCACUGGGCAAGAACGACGGGAGUGUUGGCGGAAAGAGAUACUUUGUUUGCCCGAAUAAGACGGGUGUCUUUGUCAAACCCGAGAAAGUGGAAGUAGGAGACUUCCCGCCCUUGGGUUUGGAUGAUUUGGAAGCCGAAAUGGAGGAGAUCUAACAAACAACUCCAAUGAAGCUUGUAAUCGCAGCUCAAUUCUUCUGGACUCACACGCCCCAGCGCCAAAGAAAUGGGAGAUAUGUGGUGACGAACUAUAUCCUUACAUCCCGGC
Messenger RNA from Aspergillus aculeatus ATCC 16872, 1087 nucleotides. Its product is annotated as tubulin-folding cofactor B. Gene Ontology annotation, molecular function: microtubule plus-end binding. NCBI's taxonomy places the organism in Eukaryota, Fungi, Ascomycota, Eurotiomycetes, Eurotiales, Aspergillaceae. Gene Ontology annotation, cellular component: microtubule plus-end; cytoplasm; nucleus. The record is from RefSeq and is a predicted model, not a curated record. Bases 163 to 975 code for a protein of 270 amino acids. Gene Ontology annotation, biological process: cytoplasmic microtubule organization. The transcript is spliced from 4 exons.